Lolium perenne is the source of this 646-nucleotide messenger RNA. RefSeq lists its product as uncharacterized. NCBI's taxonomy places the organism in Eukaryota, Viridiplantae, Streptophyta, Magnoliopsida, Poales, Poaceae. The record is from RefSeq and is a predicted model, not a curated record.
CAACCACACUAGCUUUCACAAGCCCCCCACAGCAAAACCAAUCUCCAUAAUUAUACAUCAUCAUCAUCUAAACUGCUCGAGAGGUUAAUCAGCGAUGGCUCAGAGCAGAAACACCGUGGUCGCGCUGUGCCUCGUCGCCCUGGUGUUUGCGGCGGCGUCGUUGCCGGCUGCAACCGCCUUCGGCUGCUACGACGACUGCUACGAGCGCUGCGCCAACGGCAAGCAGGACCCCGCCUGCGUGAAGAUGUGCAACGAGGCAUGCGGCGCCGACGCGGCAGCCAAGGCCGCUGCGGGUGCCAGCGCCGCCGGCUCGACGCCUGGCAAGGCCGAUGCCGCCAAGGCGCCCGCUGCCGGCGCCUCUGCAUGAGCGACUCCCUGGAUAUCGAUCUAGGAACUCACACCGGCCGGCACCGCCUGGCUGGUUAACUUAGAUGCACGCGCCCGCAUGCUCGAUCACCGGACAUGACAUCCACGCAGGUGGCGGUGUCCUAUUGAUUUCAUUCUUAUGCAUGCAUGCUUUAAUUCUUUUCGCUCAGUUAACUCGUGUUCCGUCAGUGACCAAUGAUUUUCCAUUGUUCUACGUCUGCCUUGUUCCCUGAAACUGGUUUGGUUUCUACUCCAUCCCAUCCAAAUUACUUAUCACAAA